Porites lobata is the source of this 12690-nucleotide messenger RNA. The record is from the annotation of a GenBank genome assembly. NCBI's taxonomy places the organism in Eukaryota, Metazoa, Cnidaria, Anthozoa, Scleractinia, Poritidae.
AUGGCGGACACAGCGCACAAUGCCGAGGUGGAAGAGUUGAGGUUAGAGUCUCUUUUAUCUAAUUUAAAGGCAAUUGAUGCAAUAUUUUGUAUACUCGAAUGUUUCAAGUUAAGGAAAAAACAUACCUUGGAGAGAUCAACUCUCAGAAAGUCGUUAUCUUCCUGCUUGUGUAUUGAAUCGUGGCGUAAAGUUCGAUAAUAAUAGCUAUUGUGUGCAUAGAAAUUAACUUAUAUUUAUAUUUUUAGUUGCUUUAGUUCCCUAUAAUUCGGAGAUAAAAUAUAUACAUUUUUUGUACUCCAAGAAGCAAACUUCACUCUAUGUUUUGUUUUCAAAGCGUCCGUUUCCUGCGCGCUUAUUUUUUUGUGUUUGAUCGUAUAUAAGAAGAUCGAUUGCCAUCGGGCUUUUAAGCUUACUUUGCCAGAUCUUAAUUCAUUUUUAUGUCUUUUUCAAAAAUAUACAGGCUCGUUUAUAUUGAGAAAGAAAAAUUGUUUUCAUUAUUUUGAAAUUUCAGUAACUUAAAUGCACCAACUUUUUUUUGUGAAGGAGAAAAUAAAAGUCGAACUGCAAGAAUUCUUACAUUUAGCUAACAGCUGACAUAUCAGGUUGAUAACAAUUUAUACGAGCAGAAACAAAGCUUGUCAUUAUUAUUUAACAAAAUUUAUUCUGUAUUAUUUGCAUUUUAAAUUCAGGAUUUUGCUCACACACCCUAAAGUCACGUUCGUUCAUACCCUACAGUAUAUUGUUUGUGGGUAUCAUUGAUGUUAUCCAGGUUUAUCCAGGAAACAUUCUUGAACUUUGUUCUAUAGAUCAGUUGUAACUUAGUUUUCAUAUUUUGAAGCAUUUUAUUUGUUUGUGUUCACUUCCAUGUCCUCAUUUUCAUAUUUUAAGAUGCCAACAAGUUAUGUAGAAUUUAAAAAUGUGUAAACAUGCAGUGUAAUACAUAAACUUAAAUGACGUUGUUUAUCAUCAUAAAGAGGUUUAAAAAGUUACUCUAGGAGCAUAAUUCCUACAUGGUAAAAUAAUUGACUGUACACUCUUUGUAUGGAAUGCCUUAAUUUCCUGUAAAAUAUAAACUCACAAUAUUAAUGUGUAAACAUGACUUUGAAAACCCACUCAAGCAAGGAAAACAUGAUAAUUGAACCUCACUUUCCUGGUUGCAAGUAACUAAACCAUCAAAAUAACCUCAAAAUAUUCCCCUAACAUUCUGAUUAGAGUACAUGUAAACAUGAUUGUCAGCCACAUAAUAUUAUCCUUAUGAGCUGAAGAAGGACAAUUUAUGCUUAGCAUAUAUUAAAUAGGAGGGAAGUUGCAAUAUAGAAUUGGCACCACUGAGAGAUGAAUAAAUGGAUACAGGGGUGCUAUUCCAGUAUUCUUUAAGGCCAGGCCCACUGCGGGUCACUGGGGUAUAUGUCCCGGGGAGAGGGGCGGGGGUACUUGGGUAAAUUUUGGGUGGGCAUGUGGUGGUGGCCUCUCAGAGCCCCUACCCCAUUACAGUCUAUUUUGUGACCAAUUAUAGACCCCUUCUUGGUCACUUUUGGGCAAAUAUGUAAUUUUUGCGAUCCCAACUUAGUCGCUUUCUAUUUUUAUUAAUUGACUCCUUUUUUAAACUGAAUGAAGAACACUUUAUAAACAUUCUAGUAUGUUUGCUAACUGUAAAAAUGAAGAACUGCCUUACCACUAAAAAUCUGAAAAUGUGCAACCCUAUUCUAGUAACUCUAUUAAAAAUGUGACCCCAUUAUAGACACUCCAGUCGUGAAAAUGCGACCCCAUCCAGCAGCACAUCCCCAUUAUCCUCUUAUAAGGAAGUACCUUUCGGUGUAUUUGUAUUCAAAGUGGUUAAUGAAUAAAAAAAGUACAAAUUAAAGAGAAUGGACCCUUUAGCCGAAUUAUACAUCACUAUCCAGCGGAUAAGUGUUAGGCAAUCCAAUCAGGUUAUCCGGUGGAUAGUGCUAUCCCCAUUUUGAACAACUGGGGCCAGUACUUUGCUAACAGAUAAGUGUCAUUAUUUUGUUUCCUUUCCUUAAAACUAAUAAAUGAAACAGGUAAGAAUUCUCGUUUUAAUUAUUCCAGAAUACAAUGUCCUUUACUUUUUAAAACAAAAUGUUGUUUUAGAACUGCUCCUCGUUAAAUGGAUUUUUAACAUUUCAAGCUGUUGAAUAUAUGACCAGGCCUUGUUAUUUUAUUUGAUUGCAGAAUCCUUAUUUAUAUUUGACUGGCUAACCUACUUACAUGUAUAUGAAAGGGAGGUUUACAGGAAACAAAGCACUCAAGGACAUGCAUGGCCUAUAGCUACAGUAAAUUCUUUUGAUCCAAGUUUUGCUUUAUAAAAAGUAAAUAAAUGUUAAAGUUAGUUAAAUUGGGGACAAGCUUGAAGGGCAGGAAUUUGAAGGGUUUGCAGUCCAUGUUUUUUUGGAGAGGAAUCAUGUCAAUAAGGGAUUUCACUAGUCAGUUAAUGUUUGGGAACUAGCUGUAAACAAUAUACUUAUAAGGUGGUUUAUUCCAUGUGAUGUUUCAGCUGGUACCACUAUAGUAUAAAUCGACAUGCAGCAGAAGGCCUUCUCAUGGCAAAUGGAAAAGAUGGGAGUUAUUUAUUAAGGGCAAGCACAUCCAAUCCUGGAGAAUAUUCACUGUCAGUAAAGUAAGUCAGUUUCAAGGUGUUAUCAGAAGCCUUUUAGCUAAAUGCCUUCUUUCAGACUUCCAUGUCAUUUAAGUAAUGGCAAAAUAGUAAUGGUUGGCCAUGGGGCAUAAUAAUUUCUAACUUGGAUGCUGUUUCUUCAAAAGAUCAUCAUGUGGUUCAGAAAAAUUCACCAAGAAGACAAAUAAUAUUGUUUAGACAGUCAUUGAGAUUACAUGUAAAAAAAGGAAAAAUAUUAUAGAGAUAGACAAACUCAUUUCAAAGUCAGAUGAUUGCAUUUUCAAGUUGCCACAUGGGUUUGGUGAAAACUAAAAUCCCUUUAAGCCUGGAAUAUAAUUUGUACAGUAGCUGAUCAAUUUCCACCCUCCAAAUGCUACAAACAAACUUGUAUUUCUUAAAAAACAGUAAGAUAUCAAAUGUGAAGAAAAAGGAAAUGUAAAAUUGUAAGGUUAGAAAAUUUCUUUUUGAGGCCAAUAAAAAAGGGUCUGAGUAUUUUUGGUUCUAAGGUGUGGCAAGUUUGCAAUCCGGUAAUGAAAAUAAUAUCUUAGCUUUUUAAGGUGCUUACUCAAAGCCGACUUUCCAUUUUAUACAUCUAUUUCAUUACUUUUGUAGUCAUCUAGAAGUGGAAGAGAAUUUUAUCACACCCAGUGACCUUGUCACACCUAGGCGUACUUACAUGUAGAUGAUUCAUUGAGUUCAAAAUGUUUUGGAAUGACAAAUGAUUUUAUUAAAAAAGUGUAGGUCUAGUCAUAAAAAUAUAUAUAUAUAUAUAUAAAUCAGUGUAUGCAGUUGUUUUUGUGAGUUAAACAUGAGCUGGCCAUUUUGGAGCUACAUGUAAGCAUUCUCUUAUCUUUUGUGAUUGGCGUCAUCCCUCAAAACUUGUUGGACUACUACUGUUGAUCCAUUGGCAGCCAAAUUGACUGCCAUUUGGCAGAUUGGCAAAUCUUUAGCAAUAAAAACAUCAUUAUUUUGACUGUCAGUCAACUGUUAGCAAGUGCUGUUUGUACAUUGUCAGUAUAGGUUGUUGAGCUUAUGAGCCAUAUUCCUACAAACACCUAGAGAAUUAAAUUUUUUUCAUGAUGAUGUUAAAUUUUCAUUUUUGUGUUAAUAUUACUAAUUAGUUAGCCAUCGCUGUCGACUUUCUAUUACUUAUCUAUCAGGAAGACGUGCAGCAUGUAGUUGCUUUGAGUCUCCCCUUUGGUUCCAUUUUGAGCAGUCUACCAAAGAGUGCAUAGAUUUGACUUAACAAGUUCCUUAAGUUAAAUUUAUCUCCAGACAUUUCAUUGUUUCUGAUGCUGAACAGCACUUGGGUAGAGACUUUAAGAAUUCAAUUGAUGCAAGAUAUAAAUUGAAGGCAAACACUUAACUGGAAAGCACCCAACAGAAUAUCCAUAAAGCAGAAACCAAAUGUUUAGAACGUCAGUCAAUACUCUCCUUUUGACUUCUCCUGCAAGCAACCAGCUCUAGUUUUGAUCAGCAUUGUAAAACCUGGUUUGAAAGUAAAGCUCUUGUAAGCACCACUUUUUCUUCUUGCAAGCAGCCACUCUGUCAAAAUUGACUUCUUGAUCAAAUUUAGGGUAAUAGAUACAAAAGCGCUAAAUGCAUGGUUUGUUUUUAAUUGACUUCCAUUAAGAAUGAAUGGAAUGCACAGAAUGCAAUUCGAUCAUGCAUGUUUGAACCUUCUGUCGCUCGUAAUCUGACCAUGCGUGUUUUGACUAUCUGUCACGAGAAACUUACACGAAGCACAGUGAUGGAGCGAAAGGGUUUUGACCUUCGAUCUUUGUCACCCGUACUCUGUAACCUUUGGUAUAUGACUAGUAUUUUAACCUGAAUGUAUUCACAAAAAAGGGGUUAUUUACAUACAUGUAUGGCAAGCUUUCUGCUAAAAGCUCUUGUAAGCAAACUGCCCUCAAUAUGUGGAUCGCAUGGUUGCUUACGAGAAGCCAGAAACAAUAUUGCAAGAUGCAUUUCAGCUGCAGCUCCCAUCUCCUUUCUACGGUGGGGAAUUGAAGAGAGGGUAGCAAUACUCCAAGGGGUUUUAUUUUGGUACAGGCUUGUUAGCACAGCUGGAUCAAUUUUCAUAUUCCUUUUUUUCAGGUGUGCCAAUUCAGUGAAGCAUUUCCAGAUUGGUUGGGAUGGUUCACAGUAUAAAUUUGGAAUGGGUACUUUUUCAUGUUUGAGUGAAUUUGUAGAACACUUUGAAAACAAACCUUUGAUUGGUGGUGAUUCAGGUAAGGUUUUUCCAUGAAAUUCAGCCCUAGCUGUGUACUUUUGUUGGUAAAUGUUAAGGAAGGACAAGAAUAAUGUAGAGGCCAGGGCCGAGUUGUUCAAAGCUGGGUUAAGAUAACCCAGGGUUAGUGCGAGAUUUGAGUUCAGAUUUGAAAGCUUAAAAAGCAUUUCAGUGUUAAUUCUUUUUGUCUACAAGUUGAUGAUUGGAAGCUCUAAAAAUAACAGAGAAAAUUGUCUGAGAAAAUGCUUUUGAACACGAGAUAAAGAAACCCAGGUAAAAUUUAACCCCGGCUGGUUGAAUAAUUUUUAAGAACAAACCCCAAUGAAUAAAAACAAACAACUCUUUUUAUAGACUCAAGCAAAACUAACAAUUGUGGAAUGACUGAACAAAACCAUUUGAAUAGUGUAUCAAUAGAGAAUGCAUCACUGCAAAGAGGCCUACAUGGUCAAAGCAACCCUAGCCUGGCAUUAACUUAUAGACUAGCUUGGUACUACAUGUAAAUGCAUGGUCUUUUCAGAGAUCAUCAUGCACACAUCAGCCAUUUUGGUGCAGGUGUGUAAUUAUAAUUUAUUAUAUUUAUCAUGGAAACAAAUUCAUUUGUUCAGAGAAACUGACAAUAGAUGCUACCCACAUGACAAAAAAUAAAAUGAUCCAAGCUUUCUACUAGUUAUCAUUAUUGAAGUUUUCCUAAUUCAGGUUGGUGUUGAUCAUCUCUUUAUUGUUUUUUAGGAGUCUUGACAUUAUUAAAAUACCCAUAUCCAAGAGACAUAGCAGAACCAUCAACUUAUGAGAAGGUGCGAGUACAUGCUGAGUGGGGCAAGAACAGAAGAAGCAGUGUUGAAAACAAUACUGAUGAUGGUGUUCAGUCUGUGAGUACAUGAUUAUCUGGUUUCAUACAUGUUGUAGAUUUAUUGAAAAAAUAGUAUUAUAUUGUCUUAAUAAAAGAAUUCUCAACCCCCCUGACAUUUCUUUUGUAUCAGGUGUAAGAGCUGCUGAACAUUAUCUUUCCUGUAAUUUUCUGCUCAGUCUACAGUGGUUUAUAAGUUCUUUGUUCUUUGAUAGAGCUAGUUGAAAAAUGUUUUGUUAUGUAAUAUGAAAGUGACAUUUGUAAUGCAUGUUAGGCAAUCCCCUCCUCCCUUCUCCCUUGCGCACGGUCUUGCACCCAAAUUUUCUUCCCCUUCCCUUUCGAAUGCCUGCCAUGCAGGCUAACAAAUGGGCUUAUAUCCUUGUCUUUUGAGAUUUUGAACAAUUGCCUUCGUUUUGAAUUAAGUAUUAAUUUCAAUAUCUCAUAAUCUAUGAGCUCUCUUGUGGUGUAUGGUGUAUCACUUUCAAUAAAAAAAUUCAAAGGCGUUUUCCUGAUAUUUUCUGACUGCCAUUGUUUUCCCUCUUUUGGGGGACGUUGAGGUGCCAUCUCCAUGUUAAGUACUUUAAAUAUUGCCUCUGAAAACAUACCUCUGAUUAUCUCUUGCACAUUGUCAGUUUGGAAAACCAUCAAACAGAUCUGUAUCUUGGCAAGAUCUUUUGUGUUUUUAUCCCCUUUUAUAUAUCAGAGUCUUGACUUUCAACAAUUGUCAAAAAUAAUGGUCAGUAAGAUUUUUAUAUUAAUUUUGAUGAACGGUGCCUAAAAGGAUGCAGAUGAGACCUGAGACCUCAGGUCACCAAAGAUGUUGGCUUUCCAGACUCUUUCAUGCCAUUCAAUGCUUUCCAGGCAAGAGCCUUAACGUGCUCGAUCUGACAUCUUGCUCAUGCAGUUGAGGAAAUGCAUGACCCUUCAUACGUGACGUCAUCCACUUCCUCGAGCACUGUGCAAUCGCACAUGACCAAAGAUCUCAAGGUGCUCUUUUACCUAUCAAAUGCCCCCUGUUGGACCUCUAAAAUAAUUUAAUAAAUAAAUGCCCCAGGCUACUAUUAGAUCAUUUACGGUACCUGGAUUUUUGGAAGUGAUUAUUAGUAUUCUAGUCAACUUAGUCAUGCCCAAAUCAAGGAAGGCCAUCAGAGAUAAUUGUAGCAGCAGUUGACACUCGAUCAGUUAUUGAAAAUUCCUUGCAUUUAAAUGUACAUGUAAAGGUUCGUUUUAAUAUUUAGACUUAUCAUUUUUCAGUUUGGGUCAAAGGAAGGAUAUCUCACAAAGCUUGGUGGUAAAAUAAAGGUAAGAAUAGCUCUUAAUUAUUAUAUCAAACUCCAAACAUUUUUUUGCUGUUCACAGAUAUCAGUGACAGUAUUGUGGGGUUUUUCUUGGCAAUUGAAAGUAUAGGAUCUAUCCUGAAAAGCACCAUUAUUUAACAAUUAUUGAAUGAGGCUGAGUAUCAUCUGAAGAAUUAUGGAGCUCGAGGACUGAGUGUUUUUGGCCUCGGCAGAUAACACCGUCCAAGAUCUCCAAAAGAGACCAUUUUACAGUUGUGGACUCAGUAUUCUAGCCUUUGAGUGAAAGUGAGGCUGAGGUUGACCUUGUUUUUAUAUAAACCUCCUUCCUUUUGUAAUGGACAUUAUGCUUGAAAAAUACUAGUUAGCAUAAGAACAUGAUUUACAUAAUAAAGCAGGAAGGGUUAUAUCAAAACAAGGUCAACUCCAGCAUCGUUUUCACCUGUAACACCUUACUGUAAAAUGGGCUACUCUUCAGAUGAUAUGAAAGCCGAAUUCAAUAAUUGUUUAUUAUUCAUUCAUAAUUUAAUUCCUAGUUUAAAAACAAGCUAAAACAUAUGCUUACCCCCAUCUAUGUUAACUUCAUCUUCAAAAAUGCACAUUUAUUGGCAAGUUUAGGAGAUAAAGGGUCGUUCAGGUGUGCAAAUAUCCUCCAAAUAGCAGAUGUCAUCCAUUGGGUUGGCUUCGUGGUGUUCUUGCUAUGUUUGUAGCCAAUAGUUUGCGUAUUUCUUACAUCUUGAAACUAGGGAAAUGUCCUGUCAUUUUGAAGUCACAACCGAAAGAACUCGACCUCGUCCACAGGUCUUCUCGGUUAAAGGUUCAACAAUCCGGCAAUUUCACUGCACUUUUGAUGUUAUUUUUCACGUAUUGCAAAUUUCUUCCAUAUUUGGUCAACAAUAGCUGGUUAUGAUGAAUAAUGCGUGAGGUUUUAGCCAAUCAGAAACGGAGAAAUAAUGCGUGAGGUUUUAGCCAAUCAGAAAUGGAGAAUAUUUUUAAUGAAUAAUAAUAAUUAUUAUUAUUAUUAUUUACUGUGCUCACACCAUUCAGUUUGUAGUGAAUGCCCAAAUGGAAGUUUCUACAGGGUUUAUGUAAGGAAAUCACUGUCAAAACAUCAUUUUAAUAAAUUUUUAUUGUAAAUGGCCCUUUUUCCAGAAAGACAGGCUUAAGUCUUUUAACCACUUAACUUGCUUUGAAAUUAAUUUUCAUCUUUGACCUGUACACCCUUUUUUCUUUGUUUUUACUGUUCUUGCUGAGUUUUCUCUUAACAUUGCUGCGAUGUUCUAGCUAGGAUAGUGUCUGAAAAAGGAUGUGGUCCUUACCUUUGUUUUGACCCUUUAGGUGACAGCACCUAGCUAUAGUUAAUAUGUUAUUUUCAACUGGUAAAUUUUGCUGUUUGGUUGUCAUUAUAGUUACCAAACUUUUAACCAUCAUCAUUUCUAUACUUGAAAAACAUGACUCCUAGUUGUUCACUUACUUCAAUCAUUGACUGUGUAUUAUUUUAUAAUGAUUUAAAAUCAAAUUGUUUAUUUCUAUGGCUCAUUUGCUGCACUUACAUUUCAUGUUGUGCUGCAUUAUUUCUAAAAUCCGUCAAAUUCCACAAGAAUAAACCCUUCUGUAUGGGUGUCUUGGGCAAAACAUUUUCUCAUUAAAGUUCCAAACAUCACACAGCAAACAGUAGAAUUAUGUUACUUUUUGCAUGUUGACCAUGUCACUGGCCUUUAGCUAAAACCCAGGUCGUUACUUGGUUGGUAAAAGGAGAGUGCUAACUUAACUGUUCCCUCUGGACUUGUUGAUGAAAGUUCAUGAAUAGACCAUUUUUUAGUUGUGGACUAAGCACCCUAGCCUUCAAGUGAAUGUGAGGCUGACGGUGACCUUGUUUUCAGGGUUCUCAAUAGAUUUUUAAGUAGGAGGUGAUCACUGAUAAAGUAGGAGGCUCUUCAGCAAAGCCAGAGGUGUCAAAACAAAGCAAAGAAAAGCGACUUCAACACAAAGUAAGCGGCUAUAAAUCCCAAAGUAAGCGGCGAUCAAUCGCUGGGUGCCGCCUUCUAUUGAGAACCCUGUGUUUUGAUACAAACCUCCUUUGCUUUGUUAUGGAAAUUGUACAUGAAAAAUACUGGUUAGCAUAAGAAUAACUUGAUUUACAUGAUAAAGCAGGAAGGUUUGUAUCAAAACAAGAUCAACUCCAGCCUCGGUUCCAUACAUAACUGUAAAAUGGCCUAUUCUACCUGAGUGUAUCAAUAAUUUUAGGACUGCAUGGUCAAAGGGUGCAUUGCAUAUGCUUAAAGCCCUGAGUUUGCGUCAGAUAAAACAUCACAGAAGUGAUGAUGCUAAUAAUAGGUUCCCCUCCGCUUACAGCAGUACAUAAUAUUCAUUUAAAAAAGUUUCUCCUCCUAUAAUGUAUAUUCUGUGUUUGCAGUUACGAAAAGUUAUUGGUCUUAUACUUUCAAUCCUGUUACCUCUAGCAGAACUGGAAAACAAGAUGGUUUGUACUCUUGAAGAAUGAGCUAAAAUAUUAUAAAACAAAAGGGGUGAGUACUAACUUUGACGUGGGUGAACGUAUGAGGAUGACCUAAGUAACAUUUAAAAAUCCCUAGUUUUUUUGUGUUUUGCAGACCAAUGGUUGCUUCUGGUAGGAAGGUUCUUUACCUUUAAUUGUGAUUGUUUAUACUAAAUAUCUCCUUGUGCAUCUGAUGGAAUUCCCCAUCAAUAUCAGAAUGUGGAUUAUCUUGCCUUAUUGUAUAUUUACUGGUCGUUAUUUGUUACUUAUAAAUCCAAAAGUACAUGAUAUUUUAGUGAAAAUGAAGAAAUUAUCGUCGCAGUGAACGCAAUUUAUGCAAUUGCGUAAAACAGCCUGAAACAAAAAAUUCAGGACUUCAACGGGGUUUGAACUCGUGACCUUGCGAUUACUGGUGCAAUGCUCUACCAACUGAGCUAUGAAGCCAGACGUUGGGAGCAGGUCAAUUGUGGGUUCAUAUGUUCCCAUGAAAGACGUGUUCAAACCCCGUUGAAUUUCUGAAUUCUUUUUUUCAUAAAUUGCGUUCACUGCGAUGAUCAUUUCUUCAUUUUCAUUUCAUUUCCGCAGUUCAUAUAUAUCAUUAACACUCAUUUCUUUCAUGGGAACAUAUGAACCCACAAUUGACCUGCUCCCAACAUCAGUGGCUUCAUAGCUCAGUUGGUAGAGCAUCGCACCGGUAAUCACGUAGUCACGGGUUCAAACCUCGUUGAAGUCCUGAAUUUUUUUUUUCAGGCUUCUUUACGCAAUUGCAUAAAUUAAUUUCACUGCGACGAUCAUUUCUUCAUUUUCAUUCCAUUUCCGUAGUUCAUACAUGAUUUAUUUCAUAUAUCAUUAACACUCAUUUCUUUCAUGGGAACAUAUGAACCCACAAUUGACCUGCUCCCAACGUCAGUGGCUUCAUAGCUCAGUUGGUAGAGCAUCGCACCAUAAUCGUGAGGUCACGGGUUCAACCCCAUUGAAGUCCUGAAUUUUUUUUUUCAGGCAUCUUUACGCAAUUAUUGCGUAAAUUGCAUUCACUGCGACGAUCAUUUCUUCAUUUUCAUUUCAUUUCCGCAGUUCAUGUAUGAUUCAUUUUUCAUAUAUCAUUAACAAUGAUAUUUUAGUAUUUCAAAUGUGCAGAUCCUGCCUUCUUAUUGCAUGGUAGAGCUGUAGAUUGCAGAAAAGGAGAUUGCGGAUUUGGUUGGCCAUUUGCAUGGCUCAGAGGACCAUGCAGAAUUGCUGUCUGUCCCAUCUCCAGUAGAAAAUGUACAAAUGUUGUCCUCAAUAUUUUAAUCAGUGCUUUUGGCCUCAUUACACUGACGCUGGUGAAGUACUGGUUUUUGUUUUUCUAUGAGUGGGACAAUUUUUAGUGACCAUAAGAAAGGGAGUAUAUUUAUUCAAGGGUGUAGCUUGGUUACUGGAGUGGAGAUCUACACUUUCUAAUAACAAUAUCUGGGUAAUUGCUAGGACAAGGAGCCAAUUAAAACAAUAAACUUGGAAGAAUGCCAAGAAGUAGCCAGAGAUGAAUCACUAGGGAAAGGAAACUGUUUCAGGUACAAGAAUUGUUAAUUAAAUUUUGGGGGGUUGGGUCAAAGUUUUCAUAUGAUUGUGUUAAAAAAAAUGUCAAAUCACACACUGUCAGGCAUAAUUUGUUAAUUGCACUACUUCUUCUGACUUUGAACACAGGAUUGUAAUGCCUUACCGAACAUUUUUCUGUUAUGCUAAUUCUACACAAGAGGCUGAGGAGUGGAUUAAAAUGCUACAGUGGAAGCUGGUAUGUAGUGAAUCUUAUUGCUUGGGUAUUCCAUGGGAACAACUAAGCUAUAAAAUGGGAAGGGUUUUUUUUGUUCUGGCACAAAUUGCUCUCUGGCACCUUCAAUGUGUGUGCAAGAUAUAAGAGUAUGUUUAAAAUCGGUCAGCAUUCUAAACCAGAGCACAGAGUACAUAGCUGCCUGAGACACAGUCAGGGGUUUCAAAAUGUUUUGAAGUAGGCAGCGGACUCUGGAAAAGUAGGUGGCUGUGGGCCGCCAGGCCUCUGAAGCUAGGGGGGUCUAGAGUAGCCGGUGACAUACAAUCAAGUAACUGGCGGAACUCUGGCGGUUGUCGGCUUGUUUUGAAACCACUGCAUGGUGAGCAGCGGCAUCUGUAUCUGGUGUAUAAAACUCUGUGACCACAAGAAUGAAUUCUGACAUUUGUUAUAUGCUUUUUUGUUCCAAGCCAAUUUGAUAGGGGAACUUAAUAGAGAUGGUGGGCUUACAUGUAUUUGAGAGGGGGUUUAUUUAAUUUACAAAAGAAGAUAGUAUCAGUUCUCCAUAAAGAACUAGAGUACAGAGUGGAGAAGCUCAAGAACAGGAAGGUUGGAGGUCAUGCAGCCGAGGAAUUCGAACUUCCAGUUGGUAGAUAAACCAUCCCUGAUCAGUCCACACGAAGUUUUACAGUUGUGAUUGAAUAAUACAGACUAUCAUUUUAAUAUUAGUGUUCAAAGAAAAAUAAGGGAAGGGAGGGGAGGGGGCCUUAAUAAAAAGGGGGGGCUUAUUAACUUUCUUCCCCUGAAAGGGGGGUAUUAGAGGGAGGGGCUUAUUUGAGAGGGGGGACCUAAUGGAGGAUUUAUGGUAUGUGGUAUAACUUUGGGGCUAGUCGUUUAAUUCCUGUGAGGAGGAGGUGUGGGGGGGAGUUGAGUGGCCAUUUUGGUGGGGGGUCAUUUUCAAAACCUUGAUUGGUUUUGGGAGGUCAUUUUCAGAUAAAGAAACAUCACCUGGAGGGUCAUUUUAGUAAAUAUUGGGGGUCACUUCAUGAUAUGUAAAAUUUAUGUUGGGUCAUUUCUAAAAAGGCUGGAGGGUUGGCUUUAAAAUCUUUGAAGUCUUCUCAAAGUGGCCAGCCCCUUUGCCAGACCCUAAUCAUUUUAUCAAAAAGCAGAUAGAUAAUAAAUAAAUAAUAAUUUAGUGGUAGUACAUCCACAAAGUGGUCCUUCAUCUUCCAAUUAAAAAAAAAAAUCAAUCUUAAUCAAAUAACAAUUUAGAAAUGUUAGCUUAUGAGAAGAGGGGAAUACUGGAGUGUAGCAAACCAUAAGGAUGCGGCUGUAUGUUGUAAUAAUCUGUGUUUAUAAAAAUACUAUACUUUACCCAUUAUUUUAUUUUUUUCCAGGAAAAUGUCACUAUUUCAAGGCACAGGCAGUCUACCGUCAGAUAA